Betta splendens (Siamese fighting fish) is the source of this 6438-nucleotide messenger RNA. RefSeq names its product myopalladin (gene mypn). NCBI's taxonomy places the organism in Eukaryota, Metazoa, Chordata, Actinopteri, Anabantiformes, Osphronemidae. The transcript is spliced from 20 exons. The record is from RefSeq and is a predicted model, not a curated record. Bases 382 to 5577 code for a protein of 1731 amino acids.
GUCAAGGUGUAAUACUGUUGGCCAGAGGUCCAUGAGGAGGAGGAGGAGGACAACGACGAAGUGAUCAGGAGCUGCACGCCCCCCCCCGGCCAAUGAGCGGGCUCCUGGGCCAGGCCUCCCUAAAAUAACCUGCCACCGCAGCGCUGACAAAUGUUGCUACUUCUACUGGUGACGGGUUACCCUAGCUACUCAACUCCAUAUCUUCCUGUAAACUCCAAGGUUAACUGUGCGUGAGGAAAGCGGGGAAGCUGGGCAGCUGCCUGCGUCCAGGAGUCACCCAGGUGGCAGCAACAGGAGGACAGGAAUCUGCUUCUUCCAGCACAGGUGCAACCUGAGGAUUUACCAGACCCGCGCAGGGGCCAACUGUGUUUAUUCUGGAGAAUGCAAGAGAACAGCACUGAGCAGCCGCCCUCGCUGUCUCAGCUCCUCAGGGAGAGCUACCUGGCCCAGCAGCGCCACAGCGAGAUGAGCCGCUCAGAUGCGUCGUCCACGCGUCUCCAGAUCUACGGCUCGCUCAAAGGCAAGGCUGACAGCUCGGCGGGCCACAGUGACCCCCAGCUCCCGGACCUGUCAGCCUUCCUCAGCCAGGAGGAGCUGGAUAAGAGUGUGAACCUGGCUCGCCAGGCCAUUGGACAUGAGGCCCACGAGGAGAGGGCGGAGGUCAGGGCCCCUGUGACGCCGCUGACCCCUUCCAACGUCUCAGCGGCCCCCGUUUCCUCCCCUGCAGCCCCUUCCGUCCCACUCGCUAAGCCUUCUCCUGCUCCGCUGGUGGCCCCCUCCACCGUGUCCUUCAUCCAGCCGGCCGCUGAAUUCAAAGAGCAGCCAGCGGCAAAACAUCCCACAUUCACAUCCGACAGACAGAUGCAUAAAGCCUCCUCGCGGCAGGACAACAUGAUCAGGAACAGCAGAGAUCCCGCGGAGGGAUUUAACGACUUGAGCAGGCCGGCGAGGAACGCCCCGUACGGGCUGGAGACCCAGUCCAAGAAGGAGUUCCUCAACAAGGCGGCGGACUUCAUUGAGGAGCUCUCCUCCCUCUUCAAGGCCAACAGCGCCAAGCGGGUACGGCCGCGAGCGUGCAAAGCUCACAGGAGCAGGGCCCAGAGCAAGAACCAGAGCGACGGGACCGUUUGUCCGCUCACCUCGGACAGCAGGGAGCGCACCGUCGUGGCUUUGGAGGUGGAGAAGGAGGAGGGACUCAGACCUGCAGCUGUGAGCCACCAGCCGGAGGUCAAGCUGGACUCGGGGAUCGGCCACGUAGAGCUGCAGGACUGCAGGGCGUCUGAGGAGCAGCAGUACGACUCUGUGGUCCAGGAGGCCGAGGCUCAGGGUUGUGCCUCGAUAGAAACUCCGUACGCAGCGGAGGCUCCCGCGUGCGAGCCGCCUCACUUCAUCCAGAAACUGAAGAGCAGGGAGGUUCCGGAGGGAAGCAAAGUCCAGUUAGACUGCAUCGUAAGAGGACAACCGGUGCCCGAAGUCCGGUGGUUUUGUGAGGGCAAGGAGCUGGAGAACAGCCCUGACAUCCAGAUCCUCUCCAACGGCGAGCUGCACUCCCUGAUCAUCACCGAGGCCUUCGAGGAGGACACCGGGCGCUACUCCUGCUUCGCCUCCAACUUCUAUGGCACGGACUCCAUAUCGGCUGAGAUCUACGUCGAGGGCGCUUCCUCUUCGGAUUCUGAAGGAGAACAAAACUUUGAACCCACAGCCCAGCUGCAGAAGCCAUCAGCUCCGUCAUCGAGCCUCAGCACAGAAGACCCCCUUCCGUCGCAGCCUGAAUCAGCUGCCGAGGAGCCGGCAGAGGAGCCUCCUUCGCCCCCGUCGGUCCAGCGUCUCCUAGCGCCUCGCGCCUCCAAGAUCCCCACGCUCUCCCCUGCACACGCUGCCCAGGAGACGCAGCCGCCGUCACCCGCUCAGGCAGCGCCAGCACAAGCUCCUCAGCCUGAGAUUCAAACACCCACCCGCGACUGUCUACCAGGGUUAAAGGAGCCGCCUGGCAUGUCUGCCCCCGUAUUCACAAAGAGCCUACAGGAGCUGGUGGCAUCAGAGGGCCAGUUGGUGGUGCUGGAGUGCCGCGUGAAGGGGGAGCCCUCGCCCCGAGUGGACUGGCACAGGGACGGGAGGCUCAUCCAGGACUCCCCUGAGUUCAGGAUCCUGCAGAAAAAGGAAAUCUGCACUCUGGUCAUCGCUGAGGUCUUUGCAGAGGAUUCAGGGAUGUUCACUUGUACGGCAAGCAACACCCACGGAACCGUGUCCAGCUCCGCUGAGCUAAAGGUCAAAGGCGAUGGCAGCAACAACAGCCACGUGCGGCCUUUCAGCGUAACAGUGCUGUCAAAUCAGGUCCAGGAGGCGUCGCCAUCAGGUCCAGCUGUGAACCAUCAGCCAGAGGCCACUGUGAUGAAUAACAAGCCACACUCCAGCGGCAUCCGCCUCGACCCGCUUGCCUCCAGCAGCAUCCGCCUCGACCCCUUAAGCACCAGCAUCCUCCGCGUGGACCCCAGCAGCUCCAGCAUGUCACGUCCAGACCCUUUGUCCACCACAUCACCCAACCCAGAACCCACCCGGCUGAGCUGGACCAGCUCCAGCCUCAACUCCCACAGCGGCAGCAUCCCGAGCUUAGAUCCCCUGUACCUCAACCAGAACACUCGCGGACCGAGCGGCGCAUGCGUGGAACCGCCGAGCAGCAGGCAGGCGCCCGCGUUCUCCAGAGCCUUCGCUGCUCCGUGUGCAGCGGAGACCGCGCGGGACGAGCCCGGACCUCGGGUGACGCCGCCCGACGCGAGCCCCAAAGUUAAGGGGACCUCAGGGCAUCAGAACGGGAGCUUCGUGGUGCCGCUGCCUGACCCGCCUCCUAACUCCUGCCUGAAAACAGGCUCCCAAGCCAACCGCCGAGGCUCCCGCUCCAGGGCCAGAGUCGGCCGCAGGGUGCACUUCAAGCUGCCCGAGGAGGAGGAGGUCGAGCAGAGCGACGGGUCCAGUCCGUCGGACGAAGACGCCGCUCUGGCGUCGGCCAGCAGAGGACCGCCGCCCGUGCUGGCGAAACCCAAACUGGACCCGGCCCAGCUCCAGCUCCUGCACAAUCAGGUCCUCAUGGAGCAGCAGCAGGAGACCGAGCCUCAGACCCCGGCCCACGUCCCGCCCCAGACCCCCGCCCCAUUCCACAUCCAGCCUGCGGUCCCAAGCUUUCAUGAAGCUCCCCUGUGGUCUCCCAGAAUGCCGCGGGAACCGCAUCCACCGCCUCCCCAUCUGUACCAGAACACAGCAUCCGUGCACUCUGCACCUCCGCUGACCUCCGCCCUCUCUGCUCCCGCGAUCAACACCACCUUUCCAGCACCAGCCACCACGUCUCCAGCUCCCUCUUUCAGCUCCCCUCCACCUAUUCCUCAGCUGAAGACAUCAUCACUGACCCCCUCCCCUUUGCCCGCCCCACACCUACACACAGCCCCUCCCCUCAGCGUGGCCCCUGCAGCUCAGAUGACCACCAUCCACGCCUCCCACCUCAACCUGUUGCCUGCAGCUCUUUUCAGGACGCCGCCUCCCUUUUGUUCCCCUCCAGCACCAAAACUGAGUACAGUUUCCACAAAUUCAACUCCAGCCUUACAGCAGAUCACGUCUCCCACUCCUCUGCUGAGGAGCACCCACGCCUCCCUCAUGAAUCUCACCGCCACCUCCCACGGCUUCAGCUACACCCGGCCUAAAGAGUUCAUAGCAGCUCAGACCUUCUCUCCGGUCAUGAGUCCCUCCCCAGUUGAAUCCCCCGUCCCUCUGCUCCAGGAGCUGGCCGCUGAGCUGAACUCGUCUGCGGCCAGCUCCCCCACUCUCCCCCCGUUUCCUCCUCCGCCCAGGACCUUCCCCACCAGGGUCCUCACGUCUCCCACGAGUCCCCCGUCUCUUGUGACGUCGCCCACUCCGGGGUCGGCGCCGUUUCCGGGCAGCGUGUUCGCCCUACGAGCGCAGUCGCCCCCCCAGGCCUCCUCUCCCACCUCCAGCAGCUCCACCCCCAGCCCCAUUCUGAACCCCGUGGCCUUCCUCAGCUCCGUCCUGCCAUCUCUGACUCCAAGUCAACCCACCAACUCCAUGGGUUUGCCAAAGCGUGCUCCUCUGGGGCCACAAAAGAAAACACCCAAAUUGCGUCUCCCGUCAGCUGAAAACAUACGUGACAGCAAAGAACUUGUCCUUCAUGAGAUUGAAACCAAGCUACGAUUUAAGGACGACACUACACAUUUUGCUUAUCAACAGAAGCUGAGAAAUGAGGGGAAAACAGUGAGCAGACCCCUUGGACCAAACAUUCCUGCUACUGUCAUUAACUAUCACGAGGAGUACAAAGUGUCCAAUUUUGAGCAGAGGCUAAUGAGUGAGAUCGAGUUCCGUCUGGAGCGAACGCCCGUGGAGGAGUCGGACGACGAGGUGCAGCAUGACGACGUCCCCACGGGGAAAUGCAUCGCCCCCGUUUUUGACAAGAAGCUACGGAGCUUCCGGGCGACAGAGGGCGGACCCGUCACAUUCUCCUGUAAAAUAGUGGGAAUCCCUAUUCCAAAGGUUUACUGGUUCAAGGACGGCAAACAGAUCUUGAAGAAGAACCUCCGCUACAAGAAGAUCAGAGAAGGGGACGGAACCUGUGCUUUACACAUAGAGUCCACGACCAGCGACGAUGACGGCAACUACACUGUCAUGGCAGCCAAUCCACAGGGACGACUCAGCUGUUCAGGUCACCUGAUUGUUCAGACAGGCCCUUCCCGGAACCGAAUGACGCCCGUUCAGCCCCAGAGGGUGCGAAGCCGCAUACAGGAAGUUGAAGGGGAGCAAACCCACGAGCACGUGUUCCGGCCUCACUUCGUCCAGGCUCCGGGCGACCUGCUGGCUCACGAAGGACGACUGUGCAGGCUGGACUGUAAGGUGAGUGGGCUGCCCAGCCCAGAGCUGAUGUGGCUGGUCAAUGGGAGGCCGAUCUAUCCAGAUCUGACCCACAAGAUGCUGGUGCAGGAGAACAGCAUUCAUUCUCUGGUUAUUGACCCCCUGACGCAGAGCGACGGUGGAACGUACACAUGCAUUGCAAGCAACAAAGCAGGUCAAAGCUCCUUUAGCCUGGAACUGAAAGUUGUGGAGAGAGAGAUGAAGCACCCUCCCCAGUUUGUGGAGAAGCUGCAGAACAUGGGCAUCCCUGAGGGGAGUCCGGUCAGGCUGGAGUGUCGGGUUCUGGCUGUGCCCCCUCCACGGAUCUUCUGGAAGAAGGACAACGACCCUCUUGACAAAUCCAAGGACAGAUUCAGCAUGACCCAGGACCCCACAGGGUACGUGUGCCUCCUCAUCCAGCCCACGACUAAAGACGAUGCCGGCUGGUACACCGUAUCCGCUAGGAAUGAGGCUGGAGUCAUGGCCUGCACCUGCAGGCUCGAUAUCUAUGCACAGUGGCAUCAGAGCAUCCCCGAACAGAUGAAGAGAGCUCCGCGCGCCGGCAGCCGCUACGCGGCGCUGACGGGACAAGGGCUGGACAUCAAGGCGGCGUUCGCCACGUCGGACACCAGCCCCAUCCUGUUCUCCAGCUCCCCCCCCGAGGCCAUGCUGGAGAGCGAAGAGCUGUGAGCCCCGCAGCUAAGCGGGCGUCUGGUGAUCGGUGUGACGCGUUGGAAGCGAAAGAUUCACAAUCAAGUGUAAAUGAAAGCUCUCGGCGCUGACGGCGGGUCAGUCACCAUUCCUAUCGAUUCAAUUCAAGUCAUGAGACGCAGGUUUUACAUUAAUGAGUCUUACUCCAUGAGCCGUCGGUGGAGCUAACGUUGUCCUCUGGGUUUGAAUGAUUGGUGUUUGUCACUCGCUACGUCAUGUUUAACUGUAAGGGUUGUUGCUGAAUGUUGAUGACGAAAUUGGCUCUCAAUAGUUUGUUCUAUCAUCAAAGUGGUAAUAGCGUUGCCUAUAUUCACUGCAGAUCAUACAUGUCCUGGCAGUAUUAGUGUAUUUCUAUAAAAAGAGGUUAUAAGUUAUUGUUUACUGAUAAUCAAAAAGUCUAGAGUAGAAGUCAGCAGACGUGUGAAUGUGCUCUUUAGAUUAGUGAUUUAGGGAUUCAGUUAUUUAUUGAUGUCCAUCACUGGUUCACUUUUUUGACACCAUGCAUUUUAAUGCCAAUGGAGGCUGAACAAACACUGUGUCUGCUCACAGUCCAAAUAUUACACUGCUAGAGGAACUUGACGCAGUAAUGUAACAGUGUUGUCUUUAGGUGAGUUAGGGUUUAAUGGCAUCUGCAGCUCAGGAUGCAUCAUGAGACGGAUGAGUCACUGAAAACCCCUGAGGUCACUGCGUGAUGAUGCCUUGCUUUAGCAGGGACAGCGACAGGUCACGUAGAUGUUAAUUAUUGAGCUGAAAAAAGGUUUGAAAGCAUCAACAGAUGUAAAGUUGCACAUUGUAAAGUAUUUUUUUCCUUCUCAGAAUAAAGUUAUAUUUAUUAAAAUG